UAAUAUCUGAGAAGAAAGUGUUUGCUCUCAACGUUGAUUGUUUUCUUUGUCCUUCAUUCAUUCGGUGUAUUGCCAUCUAUUCGAAAAUGGGCAAAGCAGGCCGCGUUGCGUGUAUUGGGCUGCCAUACCUAUUAACAAUAGGCUCAUUGGUUGCCCUCAUAUUUGCGGGCAUUGGAUCUACUGAUGAAGACUCCUCUACUCUAAACAAGAUUUACUUUAUGAGAGCUGAUCUGUCAAAUGUCACUGCGGCUGAAGCAAGUAAUUUCGGAGACCGGCUACUGAAUCUUACGUCGAAUGCUAUGAAUAAUGCCACGGAAGAGCUUGCCGCAGCCAUCGAAGAGGCAGAGAAGGCGUCUGAACUGCGAGACUUUUACGACGUUGGCUUGUUCGGCUACUGCGAGGGAGAAAAGCACAGCGGCAGCUUUGACGUGGACUUUUGCAGCAAGCCCGUUGGCAGCUUCUGGUUCAAUCCGCUUGUUGUCUGGCACUUGAACGUUAGCGGCGUUGACGAUUUGUUCCCCUCUCACCUCCAGUCCAACUUGAAGACAUACCAGAAGGUUUCUCACUGGAUGUUUGUUGCGUACGUGCUUGCGUUUGCUACCAUUGUUGUGCAACUGCUGGUGGGCAUUUCGGCCAUUUUCAGUCGUAUUGGAAGCAUCUUUACAACCAUUGUGUCUGCGGUCGCGACCGGCUUCCUCAUCGCUGCAAACAUCACGUCAACGGUUCUCUUUGCCACGCUCGUUGGCGUCUUCAAUUCGUCGCUGAAGGAAUAUGGCGUAAAGUCCAGCUUGGGCGCCAACGCUUUUGCCGCGUCGUGGCUCGCUCUCGCCCUGUCCAUGGUCAGCACAUUCUUCUGGCUUUUCAGCUCAUGUUGCUGCUCGGGCCGUACCGAAGCUCGACGCGCUCCCGUCCAGGGCAGUUACGAAAAGGUCGAUUUCGGAAAUGGCGGCGCAGCCUCUCAUCACGGCCAUACUUCUGCACCAGCACCUACUUUUGCAAACACCAACACUGCGUACGAACCCUAUCGCCAUCAAGGCUAACGGCCGUAAUCUUUGUGUUGCAGAAAUUACACAAUGUAUAUAUAUAAUAUAUCCUUUUGUCUUAGAAUAGAAUUGCCGUUGAUCUGGAUUUGAGACUGGUUAGGUUCAUUCCCGGUGGCAAGGUUUACUCGAGUUGCCCACCCUGUUCAAUACUCUGGCGUCGGGUACAUGUUGAUGUUAGAGAUUUUAUACUUGAUUAUAUCCCAAAUAAACUACUUGUUUUAGUUCACGCAUA
Molecule: messenger RNA, 1275 nt
Organism: Trichoderma atroviride IMI 206040
Lineage: Eukaryota; Fungi; Ascomycota; Sordariomycetes; Hypocreales; Hypocreaceae
Biological process (GO): fungal-type cell wall organization
Cellular component (GO): plasma membrane; cell cortex of cell tip
Source: RefSeq, a predicted model, not a curated record